Messenger RNA from Vicugna pacos (alpaca), 774 nucleotides. NCBI's taxonomy places the organism in Eukaryota, Metazoa, Chordata, Mammalia, Artiodactyla, Camelidae. The record is from RefSeq and is a predicted model, not a curated record.
AACAUUGGGUGUACCCCAGAUACCCACUUCCUGGGUAAUGGUUUCUUCUUCCCGCAGGCUGCCUUUGCCCCAGCUGACCCCUCCGUUCAAGAGAGAGAGACUGAGAAGGCCACUGACCGACUAGGCAACGGCGCACAGAGCAUUCCUCAGGAUAGUCCUGCCCAUGGUGAAGGCGCCCAUUCUGAAGAGGAAGGCUUUGCUGUGGAUGAUGAAGAUUCUGAUGGGGAACUGAAUCCCUGGGAGCUGUCAGAAGGGUUGUCUGGCCACCCACCCAAGGAACAGGCUGCUGAUCUUUUUAACGAGGACUGGGACUUGGAGCUGAAAGCAGAUCAGGGGAAUCCAUAUGAUGCUGACGACAUCCAGGGUUGCCUUUCUCAAGAGGUCAGACCUUGGGUGUGCUGUGCCCCGCAAGGAGACAUGAUCUAUGACCCCAGCUGGCACCAUCCACCGCCGCUGAUGCCCCAUUAUUCCAAGAUGGUCUUUGAAACGGGACAGUUUGACGAUGCAGAAGACUGAGGGUGCAGCUUUUGCCUGAUGGGUGGGUGGGGCACCCUCCAGAUCAAGGUCUCCUUUCUUUGAGGUGAGAUGUCACAUCUGAGGAAACAUUCCCUGAUCCCCGAGUCGGGCACACAGCCUGGUCUUGAGUAAGGUCCGCCGUCCCCCGCCUCCCUUGCCGUUGUUUUUAGUGAGCUCCUCCUGGAGUGUGUGAAUGUCUGUGUCUGUGUCAAGAGGAGGAGCCGUGUUCUUUAUAAAUAAAAGUAGAAAAAAAAAUCA